Messenger RNA from Dunckerocampus dactyliophorus (ringed pipefish), 1974 nucleotides. RefSeq names its product oxysterol-binding protein-related protein 11-like. The transcript is spliced from 2 exons. Bases 168 to 473 code for a protein of 101 amino acids. NCBI's taxonomy places the organism in Eukaryota, Metazoa, Chordata, Actinopteri, Syngnathiformes, Syngnathidae. The record is from RefSeq and is a predicted model, not a curated record.
UUAGGCACUUAAAGUGUGUCAAGUAUGGAAGUGCUUGAAUUAACACGCCACUAUUGUGUUGGAUCAUUACUCACACUAUACAGGUGUGAUAGAACUACAUCUAGCCUCCCUUUUUAUUAGAACUGGACAGUAGAAGUGUAUGUUCUGAUUGUUUUGUCUCUUUUUGUAUGAUAACAUCACUUGACAGUGACCACAUGGAGAAUAUUGAUGGCUACUUGAUGAAGUAUACCAACCUGGUGACAGGCUGGCAGUACAGGUUCUUUGUUCUCAACAAUGAAGCGGGCUUGCUGGAGUACUUUGUCAACGAGCAGUCACGGCCGCAGAAACCGCGUGGCAUGCUCGCCCUGGCAGGGGCGGUCAUCUCCCCCAGCGACGAGGACUCGCACACUUUCACUGUCAAUGCAAUCAGUGGCGAGCAGUACAAGCUCAGGGGUGUGUUUGAACAGCCUUAUUCUGAUGAGGGAUGGGAAUAAUAGUAAUCGAUUAUUUAAAUGACUGUACAGUAAUCCCUAAUUUAUUGCGGUUAAAUUGGUUCUAUACACAAUAGUGAUAAGUGAAUCUCUCUGAAGUAGGAUUCCUUAUUUAUAAAUGGAAUAUUUUUGUAGUUUACAACCUUCUAAAUACGGUUUUUAGUUACCGCCCUCUAGACAUGAAUGUAUUCACCUCUACACUCCAACUACACAGUAUAGUAGACAUAAUACGUGAAAAUAAGACAAAAAUAACAAUUAAUAUAGAAUCAUACAUGUUAGCUUUGGGAAAGUUUCUUGUUCCGCUUUCUGGACAGUUUUUCCUGCAAUGGCACCUGUCCCGUCAGUGUAACAUUACUGACACCUACUGACCAGUGUAGAAUACUACAUAUCACAACACAUCUUUCACUGCGUUUUCUGAAUAUCUUAUACCGGGGCAGUCCAAAGUGCGGCCCGCGGUCCAUUUGUGGUGAGCGGGUGUCUUUUUAUUGGCCUGGGGCCCAUUGUAAAAAUAUAAUUUAAUGAGAAAACUUAAAAAAAAAAAAAAAAGAAAAACAGCAACCAUAAUUUUACUAGAAUAAAGUCAAAAUAUUAAGAGAAAAAAGUUAUAAUCGAACAAAAAUAAAAUUGCAAGUUGCAGUACUAUGAGGAAAGAUCAUGUGAUUUUAGUAGAAUAAAGUUUAAAUAAUUUUGAAAACAACUUUUUUUAAAGCUGUUAUAUGAAAAAGCAAAAGGAAUAAAGUGGUAAUUUAAUAUUUGGAAAGUUAGGUUGUGGAAAAAGUUUAGAAGAAUAAAGUCAAAAUAUUAUGGGAAGAAAGUCAUAAUUACACAAAAUUUACAAGAAUAAAGAUGAAAUAGUUGGAAAAUAAAAAAAUAGCAGAAAUGAAAAAAACAGUUGUAUUUUUAUGAAAAUAAAGUGGAAAAUAACGUGUACUGUACAAUAUAAAGUAAAUAAAUAUAAUAAAUGUAAUUUAACAAGAAAACUAAAAACAGCAAAAAUUGAGAAAUCAGCAUAACCUCGUCGGAGACAAAAAAGUGAGUAAAAACACCUUAAUAAUAUUUAGAACUACAAAUAAACUUGAUUCUUAGUUUGUUCAUUUAAAAUUGGCCAUUACUUCAUCAAAAUGAAAUAACUUUAAUAUUUUAUAUAUCUUCAAAGUCUAGAUUUAGUAGUUCGAUCCAUUUAGAAAGACUUAAAAAAGACUAAUCCAUGCCUUUGUCUUCAGCAGGCUAGACUACUGUAACUGCCUUCUCACCAGGCUCUCUAAACGAGCAGUACACACCUCUGCACUGGCUUCCUGUUGCUCACAGAAUAGACUUUAAAACAACUCUGCUUGUGUACAAGUCUUUUCAUGGUCUUGCGCCACGACAUGUUAGAACCACAUAAACCAUCUUGAGCUUUGAGAAGCUCAGGGAGUGGUCGCCUGCGAGUCAGGACUAAACACGGUGAAGCUGCGUUUCAGUUUUAUGCUACCACAAUGUGAUACAAUCUUUCAGAUGUGCGACA